Aspergillus uvarum CBS 121591 is the source of this 1002-nucleotide messenger RNA. Its product is annotated as mitochondrial 37S ribosomal protein uS10m. Gene Ontology annotation, biological process: translation. The coding region runs from base 123 to 740 and encodes 205 amino acids. Gene Ontology annotation, molecular function: structural constituent of ribosome. Gene Ontology annotation, cellular component: mitochondrion; small ribosomal subunit; ribosome. The record is from RefSeq and is a predicted model, not a curated record. The transcript has 4 exons. NCBI's taxonomy places the organism in Eukaryota, Fungi, Ascomycota, Eurotiomycetes, Eurotiales, Aspergillaceae.
CUAGCUCCUUGACUGAGCCGCAAAGGAAUGAUCCACCCAGCGCUGAUGUACCUCGCAACUCCAGUCUGCUUAAGGACGAACGAAUUUCUGGUCACUCGACAGAGUCAUCUACGUCGCCUCAGAUGCAAGCCAAAGAUUGGGUGCAGCGUCUGGAGGGUUUAAGUGGCAAGGCACGGCUGCCCCGAAGCGUGCAAGCAGUAUAUCUACGGCCGCUUCGUAGAAAGGCCGAAUAUGGUCUUCCAGUGUGUGAUCUCCAGCUGAGAUCAUACAGCGUUCGAAAUGUCGAAUUUUUCUCGGAUUUCGCUAUACGAGCUGCAUAUUACUUGGGUCUUCCGGUUUCUGGACCUGUACCUUUACCGCGUAUUGUCGAAAGAUGGACUGUGCCUCGGAGCAAUUUUGUUCAUAAGAAGAGCCAGGAAAACUUUGAGCGUAUAACCCUGCGUCGACUGAUUCAGGUCAAAGAUGGCAAUCCACAGACUGUCCAGGCGUGGCUGGCUUUUUUGAGGAAGUAUGCAUUUCAUGGAGUGGGUAUGAAAGCAAACAUGUGGGAAUACGACAGUCUCGAUGUCGUCGAGAACCUGGACAGAGCGGGUCCAGAAACUGAAAAGUCACUUGAAGGACUCCUUUCACAAUUCGGUCAAAGACAAGAUACAAAAUCGGACGAUUCUCUUGUUGGCCUCUUGAACAAAGACCACCUAGUCACAGUGAAGAGCCCCUUAGCAGAGGUCGGCGGGCGCUGACUAGUCCAGCAUACUUCCAUAUAAGGUGCUGCUUUAUUUGAUCUGUAUUACUAGACCUUGGAAUCUCUAUUACUUCUGCUUGGCGAUCUUGGGAGUAACUUGCAGUCCACACCAUCACAAACCAUUCUGUCUUGCCAUGGUCCUUAACCGGUCUCGCAAAUGCAAAUGAGAAUACACCAGUGACAUGACACCGUUGCCAUGGAUCCCCAGCUUACAAUCAUCUCAUUAGCCCCGUUUCCUUGUUUUCUUUGGUAGACUUUGC